AUGUUACCGUUGUACCUUUUAACUAAUGCUAAAGGUCAAAGAAUGCUAAUAGAGUUGAAAAAUGGUGAAACCAUCGAAGGCCAACUAACAAACGUAGACAACUGGAUGAACUUGACCUUAGCCAACGUUACACAUACUUCGCCCAACGAGAUCUUACAGCUUCCUGAAAUAUAUCUUAGAGGCAAUUUCAUCAAAUACAUCAAGCUUCAGGAUGAUAUCAUCGAAAAGGUGAAGCAAUCCAACGUUCAACAACAAUCUCAAGGUCACCAUCAAAACAGAGAUUUUAGGCGCAGACAAGGUGGAAGAAGAGACAAUGAUAGAAGGUUUAAUCAAGGCGGUGGACAAAGAAGACAUGAAGGAAGAGGUAACUAUAACAAUGGCGGAAACCGCCGCUCUUAUGGAAACAGACAGGCUGAGGGCAAUACUGCCAUGGGGGGAUUUGUACAACACCAUCAAACUACGUCACAGCAACCCACACCGCUGGGUCAAGUUCAGUAUUGA
This is a messenger RNA of Lachancea fermentati, 501 nucleotides long. Lineage: Eukaryota; Fungi; Ascomycota; Saccharomycetes; Saccharomycetales; Saccharomycetaceae. The record is from the annotation of a GenBank genome assembly.